Messenger RNA from Morone saxatilis (striped sea-bass), 5436 nucleotides. It is a transcript of the gene myrip, whose product is annotated as myosin VIIA and Rab interacting protein. The coding region runs from base 144 to 2651 and encodes 835 amino acids. The transcript has 14 exons. Lineage: Eukaryota; Metazoa; Chordata; Actinopteri; Moronidae. The record is from RefSeq and is a predicted model, not a curated record. Gene Ontology annotation, cellular component: cortical actin cytoskeleton. Gene Ontology annotation, molecular function: actin binding; myosin binding.
UGUACAGGAAGCACAUUAUAGAGAGAGGAGCGCUCUCUGAUCUCCCAGAAAGCAGUGUUCACGAGGGAAGCACCGGCAACGACAAUGAUGACAGCAUCUGUGGCAGUGACUCCGCCUUCUACAAGCAGAGUGAAGGACACAGUAUGGCAGAGACGCUCACAGUCGCCCUGCGUGUUGCUGAGGAGGCUAUAGAGGAGGCCAUCGCUAAGGCAGAGGAGUUCAGUGACAGCUUGGAGAAGCAGAAUGAGGCUCGGUAUCUGCGGGACCACAAAGAGGAGCUCAUAGAGGAACUUGCUACAACCAUUGUACAAAAAAUCAUCCAGAGGAGGAAUCGUUCAGAGAUGCAGACAGAGUAUGACUUUGUCUGGCCUCAGCCUCAGUCCUUGAUCCAGCCCAGUGAACUACCCUCUCCAUCUCAGCCUCAAGCUUCUUCACAAGGACCACAGGACCCCCUGAAGACCUCAUACUCCCUCUGGCGCUCACGGUCAGCGUUCUCCCUCACCAGUGACGACUCCCCAGAGAAGGGUCCGGAGGAAGAGGGCGCAGGGGCGGGUGGUGGCUUGCAAGAGUACGCUUCUCUAAAGAGGGAGGGCAAAGCCACAUCUCUGCCCACCUGGAAGAGUGUCGACCGCCUGGACAACUCCAGUGCGUCCUCAGUGCUCCAGAGCCCAGACGGUAACUGGAUCGCUCUGCACAGCUCACAGCUGUCUCGGCCCAGCCUGCUAACCAAGAGGAAGAGCCUGGUGUUCAGCGUGUUGGAAAAGGAGUCCGGCGUCGUCUCAGCUUACGACGAGAUGGGAUCCGACUCUGAGGAGGACGAUGAAGGCGGCUGGGGUGCAGCAUUGCGACAGUUCCGGCGCAAACUGUCCGAUGAGACUUACUACACGGACUCACAGCACGACCCGGAAUGGACGUACACCCAGCACCUUCCCAUUACAUCACCGUCCUCUGGCCAGUACACCAACACAGAGACUCUCAACUCAGACUCGGAAGCCUCAUCGGUGCUGUCCGCAUGUCCUCGCAAAGCGCCUCACAACCUGCUGAGGAAGAAAGCUGCGCCGGACACACACCUGCACCCUCAUCACCAGCCACUCUACCACCAACACCUUCACCAGAACUACUCUCCGUAUCCGCUGCACUCAGAGGGACUGGAUGUGAACUUUAACCCUAAGGUGAUGGGCGACAGCAGCGAGGCUGAGGAGAGGCAGAGUGACCCGGUCAGAAGAUCACGGCGACGCAGGAAAAGCAAGAGAGAGUCGUCAACAGAGCAGAGCAGGCCUGGAGGCCAGAGCCACACACAGUCCAUCUACCCAUUAGUGCAGGAGAACAGUGGUUUUCUACUCAAUGCCCUUCUGAAGAGGGGUUUAAGUGAGGAACAGUCAGUACCUGACACUAUGCCAAUGGCCACAGCUGCAUCAGACGCCUUCAAAUUGGAUGCCAUGACACCUGAGCCAGAGGACUUGGACACAGUGGCCCCAAAUUCAGCAGCCCCCAGCCCUCCACAGCCCCACUCUCUUGCUCUGGGCUCCCAGCACUCGCUGAGCUUCUCCGGGCCUGGAGACCCUCUGGAAGAGGAGAUACGAUCCAGACUCAGCCAGCUGGUCAGUCGUGCCAACAGCAAAGACAGCAGCUCAUCUGAGGAGGAGUGCACGAAGCGGCCUGCAGACAAACAGAAGGAUAAAGAAAGUGACAGACAGAGAGAGAAGAUGAAGCCAAAAGACACAGAAAGAGAAAGGAAGAGAGCAAGUGACAGAUUAAGAGACAGGACCAGCAGUAAGGAAAGGGAGACAGUGGAACAAGUGAAUGGAAAAGAGAUGAAAAGAAGUGAGAGACUAAUAAAGAGUCAGUCAGUGAGAGAGGAAGGAAGAGUUAGAGAGAGGAGGUUAGAGAAAGGAGUGGGAAGUUUGGAAGAGAAAGUGGGCAACCAGGAGCAAAGGAGAGGAGAUAAAAGAGAGCCGAACAGACACAGUAAGAGGCAACAUAAAAGAGAUGUGGAGAAGGAAGCUGAGCAGAAAGGAGGAGCAAGGAGGAGUGGAUCCAGUGCAAGUUCACCUGCUGUGACACCUUCUUCCCAGGAGGGGGUGCUGUCAGACAACCAGAAGUACUCGGCGGCCUCUCUCUGCAGCAUCACCACAGAAGUGCUGAAGGUUUUGAACGCUACAGAGGAGCUGAUCGGUGAGGCAGGAGGUGAGAGCUACACCCCAUCUGAAUCCAUGAGUGCUUCUCCCAUCUCCAGCAGCUCCGAGACCCGCAGGCUAGACCAGAGGCUGACCAAGAUGGAGGAGAAUGUGUACCUAACUGCUGGUGCUGUGUACGGGCUUGAGGGGGCGCUUGGGGACCUGGAGCAGUGUGCCCGCAGUAUUAGCAGUGGCACAACAGACACAGAGCUGGCCUUCCUGGAGGACCAGGUGGCCACUGCAGCUGCUCAGGUUCAGCAGUCUGAACUACAGGUAUCAAACAUUGAGGCCAGGAUAUCAGCUCUGAAAACAGCUGGGUUAAAUGUGGCUGCCUGCAAUCGCUUCUCCAAGUACAAGCCAAAGGCUAAGCCUCAAACCCUGGACUCAUCACGCCAUCAAAGGAGGAAGCUUCCAGCCCCUCCACUGAAAGAAAAGUUGGAGCCAGAGCAGCAGGUGAAAGUGUUUCGGCCAUAGUGACAGUCAGCAGCACAACGAGUCCCUCAGGGCCACUUUAGAGCCCCAGGGACAGGGGGGCCCCUCUCAUCCAGUGCCUUGACCCAGUGUCCGCAUCCAGCUCCAGGCCAAGCAGGGGCCAACACCUGCCCUGUGUGACCCACUAAGCACUCAGCCCUCAGCCAGGCACGGUACCACGUCAGUUAAACGCCUCACAGAAGACAUGACUGCCUCUUUCCUCUUUUCCACUAUAUCCUCCAUUUUCUCCUCCUCACUGCGCACAUACAUCAAGCAAGGAUGACUCGACAGUCGGUGUCUCUGCCUUAAAAAUCUGCAAACACUCCUCAUGACCCAACUGAAAAAGAAUAUCUGUACAGAUAAAAUUACUCUCAUUUCCUUUUUCUAUCUGUUUGCAAGAGUAUCGUGAUUUACUGUACAAUGAAGACGUGGAAAAAUCAUGUAAAGGUUCUGUGAUUCAAUGUCCCAAAAAGAGGCUGACCGUGUUUUGUACUGCAUCUUCCUUCUCACCAAAUGAGGAGUUUUAUCAUACUCUCAAGCCCCCUCUUGAAUGAUUGUCUUUUUCACACACAGCUAACAGAUGGUAAUCCUCAUUUGGGGAAUGAUUGUAACACCUUUAACAUUUUAGCCAUUUUAAGAAAUUCACGCACUUACCAGAAAAGAGUGUUUAGAUGUGCAAAGUAUCAGGACCAAAACAAUAUUUGUCCUUCUUCCCUGCCACUAAAAUUGCUAGAUGGCAAAUAAUGAAACACAAAUCGAGAAAUCUGUAAUUCUUUGUAAACAGCCUAAAAUCACAGUCCAAAGAAUAGUUGGAUAUUCUGGGACUUAUUGGCUUUUUUGCUAAGAGACACAGGAGAAAAUUGAUACCACUCUUUUGUCUGUUUGGUAAAUAUGUAGCCUGUUAGCUUAGCAUGAAGACUGAAAACAAGGAGAAAACAACUAACCUGACUCUGUUCAAAAAAACAAAACAAAAACCUAGCAGCACCUCUAAAGCUCACCUAUUAACAUGUUAUAUUUUGAUUAUUUAAAUCGUACAUGGCGGAUUUUGUACCUUUGGACAAAGCCAUGACAGCUGUUUCCCCUUUAUUUCAGUCUUUAAGCUAAGCUAAGCUAGCCAGCUGCUGUUGGUAGCAUUUAUAUACUAUAUUUAUACUUGGUGUACAGACACAAGAGUGGUAUUAAUUUUCUGAUCAAACUAUUGGUAAGAAAGUAAAAAAAAGCAUAUGUCCCAAAAUGUCAAAUUAUUCCUUGAAUAAAUACCAAUUGUAAUGAUUUACUGGGGAAGUGCUUUCCCGUUUAAUUAGAAAAUGAAUUGCUGAAAACACCUGCUCAAGUAGAUGCACUCUCAGCCUUAAUGUGGAAGCUGUGAGCUUUUAUAUUGAAAUGAGUCAAAAUAAGGUUUUAAUAAUGUCUGAAUGUCAAACUUACUCAGUUUAACAUAAGUCUCCAUAGGUUUGACAUUCAGGUUUGGUCAGCCAUCCCUCAUGUAGUAUUUUUCAACCUAUAGUCAUUUUCUUCCUCUCUGUCAUUUUCUUACUUUCAAAAGUUGUGGCCUUUAAUUUGAACAAAAAGGUAUUUCCAUGUUUCCCCUUCGCUGGGUCAUGUCUGAACUUUUCUGUUGCAUUCAGAAAAUCUUGUAAAGAUUUUUACAUAAUGAAGUCUGAUGGGCUAUAUAACAAAUGCCAUGAAACCAUGAUUUUGUUACAAGCAAUUUAUUUUUGUACUUUACUGAACAUUUUUAUGCAAUACCGCUGAAAUAAGUACUAUUGCAAAUUGAAGGCUUUAUUCUCUCCUCAAAGGAGCCCUCCUCAGUCAGUCCUAUCAGACUUUCUCACGUGUGGUGACUCAAAGUGCUUUCAGUGUAUGCCUGCAUUUACCAUUUGAUAUUCUGCCAGUAAUGACGAUGGUAAAUGUUACAAAAACACGGGUGACAACAGGCAUUUUUGGAGCGGCUAGUACGAUUCAUACUGUAUUUGUACUCCUUAAACACUCCCUUUGAGAAUACUGCCUUUCAUUUUGGGUUAUUUUUCUUUACUCUGUCACCACUUACAUUAGUCAGAAUCUCAGUUAAUCAUGCAUACACUUGUCCAAAGUACAGCUUAAGAGCAGAUUUGGAUUUUCUGAUGUACUGCUUGAACUAAAAGGUGUGAUGAUCUUCUGUAUGAAUGCUCUACCCCUUCUAUUAGUGACCUUUUCAUCCCAGCCUUUCACAUCUCUGUUUUUGCACAUUGAUCCUGUACUUUUGUCAAUCUUGUUCUCCAGAGGUGUUGAUGUAUAAAAGCAUGUUUCUGGUUUUAUCAAAAUUGAUGUAAAAUUUCCCAUGAGAAGCACAGCCACAAGGGUCCAAUCAUCAGUGUCCUGUAUUUUUCUAAUGUAAAAAAAUAUUAUAUCAUCACAGAAUUUGUUAAUAUAUGUAUAUGUGUGAAAAGAUGGAUAUGAUAUAUAAUAAUGUGUGUAUUGCCCAAUCAUAGUUGACCAAUCUUUCAGUGUUGUGUGCAAGAGGUUGUGUAUAAUUGUCAUGACUUGUAAGGCUGGAUUCAGACGGGAAGUCUACUGUGUCCCAGAUACUCAGAAAUGAUGACAUUCACACAGAGCUAAAAACAAAACCUUACUUAAUCCAGUGUGAAUGACUACAAUGUGGUUCCCUGUGCACAGCUCCACAGGUGGGCCAUUCACUUUUAUGUGCAAUCGUUUGUUGCAAUUCAUAUGACAUGUUGGGGAAAAUAUUAACAAGCAAAAAACACAGAUUCUCUAUGUGCCACAGUACUCUGAGAAAAAAAAUGUAUUA